AUGCGCCAUCUUGAUCGAAUUUCCGACAAAAACUACGUGCCAACUGACCAGGACUUGAUGCACAUUUCACCAGUGGUCCAAACACUAGGCAUCUCACGCUCUGUCUUCACAGUUGGCAACAUACCAUAUUCUGUAUACGACGUUGGAGGCUCCCGAUCCGAAAGACGGAAAUGGAUUCACGAAUUCGAAGAUGUUGAUAUUGUCCUCUUUCAGGCUCCUGUAGGGGCAUACGAUGAACGACUACGUGAAGAUAAAUACUCGGUACAGUCAUUAAACCUUUUCGAGUCCCUUGUCAACUCAAGAUGGUUCUCCAACACAACAUUCUUUGUCAACUUCACAAAAAGAGACCUCUUUGAGCAAAAGGUCAACAGUAGUCACGUCCCAAUUUCUGACUUUCAUCCUGAGUAUCAAGGAGACCCAGGUGAUGUGAAAGCAGGGGUUCAAUUUUUCAUUGACGAGUUUCAAACCAGAGUUGAGGAGCAUCCGGGCGGUUCUAUCCAUAUGACUGUUCUUGAUACGACCGACACAGCUCAGGCGACAUUGUUGUUGCAAAGGGUUGUUCAAGUGGCUGAGGCGAAGAGGAAGUCUGCCUUUAUUUGA
Messenger RNA from Podospora anserina S mat+, 600 nucleotides. RefSeq lists its product as uncharacterized. The transcript is spliced from 2 exons. Gene Ontology annotation, molecular function: G protein-coupled receptor binding; G-protein beta/gamma-subunit complex binding; GTPase activity. Gene Ontology annotation, biological process: adenylate cyclase-modulating G protein-coupled receptor signaling pathway. The coding region runs from base 1 to 600 and encodes 199 amino acids. The record is from RefSeq and is a predicted model, not a curated record. Gene Ontology annotation, cellular component: heterotrimeric G-protein complex. NCBI's taxonomy places the organism in Eukaryota, Fungi, Ascomycota, Sordariomycetes, Sordariales, Podosporaceae.